Messenger RNA from Coffea arabica (coffee), 1323 nucleotides. NCBI's taxonomy places the organism in Eukaryota, Viridiplantae, Streptophyta, Magnoliopsida, Gentianales, Rubiaceae. The record is from RefSeq and is a predicted model, not a curated record.
AAUUUCUCCAAAUAUUCACAAAAAUCACUCUAUUACUCAUACUAAUACUAGUAAAUUAAGCAAUAAAUUAUCCACCUAAUGUCCCCUAACUCUUCACUGCUACCAUACUAGAACGGGUGGCAGCAAAGACACCUGCCUUCUGCUGCUGCUGCUGUUGCAAUUGCUAUUGCGGAUCGCAGUUUUCCUCUUCCUGAACGGGUCCAAUUCCUUUGUGGACUUCACCGAUCAGGCCUGCAUUCUUCUGGUUUGGUGCCAAGAUGGUGGCUCAGGGUUUCACAGUUGAUUUAAACAAACCUCUUGUCUUCCAGGUAGGUCAUCUUGGAGAAUCUUAUCAGGAGUGGGUUCACCAGCCUAUAGUUAGCAAGGAAGGUCCCCGAUUUUUUGGAAGUGACUUUUGGGAGUUUUUAACCCGCACAGAAUGGUGGGUAAUCCCCAUUGUUUGGCUCCCAGUUGUAUGUUGGUUUGUUUCAAAGUCGAUUGUGAUGGGUCAUACACUUCCUCAAAUAGCUCUGACGGUGGUAACUGGAAUCGGUGUAUGGACUUUGCUAGAAUACACUCUACAUCGUUUCCUUUUCCACAUCAAGACGAAAAGUUAUUGGGGAAAUACCAUACAUUAUCUUCUUCAUGGUUGCCAUCAUAAGCACCCCAUGGAUGGUCUGCGCCUUGUCUUCCCUCCUGCUGCAACUGCUGUGCUGUGCUUACCUUUCUACAACUUAGUAAAACUCAUUUCUACUCCUUCUACUGCUCCUGCUUUGUUUGGAGGUGGUUUACUGGGUUAUGUGAUGUAUGAUGUAACCCAUUAUUACUUGCACCAUGGGCAGCCUACAAGUGAAGUGCCAAAAAACUCAAGGUAAAGAGAUACAAAUCCAUCAGAACAACUUGAGUCUCAUUACAUUUCUCAUUUACAUGUGUGUAAAAAACAAUCUACAUACUAAAAAUUAUGUACAAACUCGGAUCGUAGAUACAUGCUAUCAUUUUAGUAGAAACAAUUUGCAUAGACUUGCAUUAGCCCCAUAUCUAGAAUGAUCUGUCAUGAACAAAUCAAAUUUUCCGUUGCCCGUAUGAAUUCUUGAUUCAGUUGGGGCCGUUUUGUCACCUGAACCUGGAAGAAGGUAGGAAUUUCUCCACUGCACAAGUGGUUUGAUCUGCAUAUCUUUCUGAUCAUCUCUCUUUUGCAGAAAUAUCAUUUGAAUCAUCACUUUCGUAUCCAAAAUAAAGGCUUUGGUAUCACUUCCUCAUUAUGGGAUAAGGUCUUUGGAACACUACCAACCUCAAUGCCAGCUGAGAAGAGCAGAUAGUUUGAUGUGUAAUAACUUAGUAUUC